Dendronephthya gigantea is the source of this 1424-nucleotide messenger RNA. Its product is annotated as pre-mRNA-splicing factor SYF2-like. Bases 179 to 970 code for a protein of 263 amino acids. Gene Ontology annotation, cellular component: Prp19 complex; post-mRNA release spliceosomal complex; catalytic step 2 spliceosome. Lineage: Eukaryota; Metazoa; Cnidaria; Anthozoa; Malacalcyonacea; Nephtheidae. The record is from RefSeq and is a predicted model, not a curated record. The transcript is spliced from 8 exons.
AAAUUCUCCCAUUCUGGCAAAGUGGUGAAUCUAUGAAGGAAAAGAGGAAGAUGUUAUUAACCUUGGCCCCUUUAGCGGCUUUUCCUAAACGUCGGGGGCCCGGCAGCCGGGCUCUUGAUAAUUCUCCAGAGUCGUGUUUUUCGAGCUCAAUAUUUGGGACUGGUACUGCAAUAACAAAAUGGCUUCCGAGGAGAAGGAUGUUAAUGAGACUGUAUCGACAAAAAAUAGUGAGAUAAAUUCAUCAGAAGUGAAGGAAGAUGAUGAAGCUAGUGGUUCAUCGUCACAAGCAAACGAAACGUCUUCUACUGGGGUUAAUAAACGCGAAGAGCGCUUACGAAAGCUGAAAGAACUUCAUUUGAGAAGGAAUGAGGCUAGAAAAAUGAACUAUCAAGAGGUGGUUGAAGAAGAUAGAAGAAAGAAACUGCCAGCAAACUGGGAGGCAAAACAAAAGAGAGUUGAUUGGGAACUGCAAGACCAUAAAGCCAGAGCGGAAGCCGAAGCCAGAGGUGAAGAUUAUGAUCGUGUUAAACUGCUUGAAGUGACGGCAGAUGAUGCUGAGAAACUUGACAAGAGAAGAAAAAGAAAAAAGAAUGCUGAUGUUGGUUUCUCAGAUUAUGCUGCUGCCCAGGAAAGACAAUAUUCACGUCUUGUGAAACAAAUGAAACCAGAUCUUGCUGAAUAUGAAGCGAAAAAGGAACAGCUUGGAGAUCAGAUGUACCCAACAGCAAAUAAUAUCAGUUAUGGAGGAGAUGGGAAGGUUUCCAAAGAAGGUGUUGAUCGCAUGGUUGCUGAUCUUGAGAAACAGAUUGAGAAACGCUCAAAAUACAGCCGUCGCCGUGCUCAUUGUGACGAAGCAGACAUAAGUUUUAUCAACGAAAGAAACAUGAAUUUCAACAAGAAAUUAUCCCGUUUUUACGAUCAGUAUACAGGAGAGAUCAGACAGAAUUUGGAGCGUGGUACCGCUAUCUAAUACCGUGCUUUCAACGUACUUUCAGUCCUCUUUUCAACUUUACCAACAAGAUAUGAAUAAUACUGUAGCCUUGGGAAAAUUAUAAACUUUGAUGCAUGCUUGUAAAUAUAGAGAGAAUAGGAUUGCACCAACUUUAAAUGCUAUGUGAUGGGGUAUUUCUGAUCGAACUAGACUGUUUUGACAAUAGUCAAUGAUGGUCCGUGCGUUUUUUAAAUUUUUCUGAGGAUUAAGAUUCUAAAGAUUGUGCUUGGCAACAUUUUACAUUUAGAAGGAAAUGAAAGUAUUUCUCCUGAGAACCGUCAGCAUUUAUUAGUCUUCUGAGCGUAUUCUUAACAGCAAAAGCAUUCACUUUGAUGUUUUACCUCUGUAAUUGCUCAGGCAUUACAACAUUCAGAGAAAGUAAAAACUCUGUAAAACAAAGCUGAGAAAACGAAGCCUUGAAAGUUGAAACAAU